Rana temporaria (common frog) is the source of this 1395-nucleotide messenger RNA. RefSeq names its product dynein heavy chain 12, axonemal-like. Gene Ontology annotation, molecular function: dynein intermediate chain binding; minus-end-directed microtubule motor activity; dynein light intermediate chain binding. The coding region runs from base 228 to 908 and encodes 226 amino acids. The transcript has 4 exons. NCBI's taxonomy places the organism in Eukaryota, Metazoa, Chordata, Amphibia, Anura, Ranidae. Gene Ontology annotation, cellular component: dynein complex. Gene Ontology annotation, biological process: microtubule-based movement. The record is from RefSeq and is a predicted model, not a curated record.
ACUACAAAUUCAUUUCCUGUACAGGUGUCAGGGGAAUGUAGAAAUUUAGAUUGUAGCUGUAACAUCAAUGAUGCAAAUUACUCUUCACAAUGAAUCUAAACAGGAAUGUUUAUUGAGUGGGUUUCUUACUAUGUAGCAUUUCCUAAUCAGUAAUUACAUAGUGAUUUCUUUCACUCUUACAGAUAAGCGAGUGGAAGAGCAUAUAUGAGUCUUCUCACCCUAAUGAGAUGGAACUACCAGACCCAUGGGAGAAUCUUUUGACUGAUUUUCAGAAGUUACUGAUACUACGGUGUAUAAGACCUGACAAGAUUAUUCCUGCAGUCCAGCAAUUUGUCACUGAUAAGAUGGGUCCCACAUAUAUAGAUCCUCCAACCUUUGACCUGCAGCAUAGUUACAUGGGCUCCACGUCUAAUACACCAUUAAUAUUUGUUCUGUCUUCUGGUGCUGAUCCUUUAGCAUUAUUAAUGAAAUUUGCAGAAGAAAAAGACAUGGGCGGUAUUAAUCUUCAGACUAUUUCUCUGGGCCAAGGCCAAGGUCCUAUUGCUCGAAAAAUGAUUGAAAAGGCAGCAGAAGAAGGAACUUGGGUCGUGCUUCAGAACUGCCACUUGGCCACAAGUUGGCUCACAGAGCUUGAACAUAUCUGUGAAGAAGUGAUCACAGAUCCUGAAAAGACCAAGUCUAGCUUUCGCUUAUGGCUGACUAGUUACCCCUCCCAAGAUUUUCCUGUAUCAGUCCUACAAUAUGGAAUAAAGAUGACCAAUGAACCCCCAAAGGGACUAAGGGCAAACCUGCUCAAGUCAUACCUCAGUGAUCCAAUUUGCAAUCCAACUUUCUUUAAUGGCUGUAAUAAACCAAAGGUAGGCUUCUUUUACUGUGUCAGUGCAUUCAACAAGCUCAUUAGUGUCUAGGGCCAACAUUCAUAAAGCUUUACUGGAAAGGAGGACAAUUGAUGUUAAAACCGGUAUCAAUGCGGUAUUCAUUAGUGACUUCAAUAGUUAUGCUUUUCAGUUCCAAAUAAUAUGUGGUUAGUUAACUAAUAAAACCCUUUGUUGCUGGCAUUCAGUGCUUAGUUAAAAUGCUUUCAAUAGGCGCUCUGUGGUGAAAAGAGGAGGAGCUCUUGUGUCAAGAAAUACAUGAAUUUAUAAUGGCAAUUUAUUUUCUAGGAAGGUUUAGUUUAAUAAUUAUCUAUACAAAAGAUCUCCAUAGUUGUAGUUGUCAACCUGUUGCAAAACAACAUUAAUCUUUCUGAUUUGGCCAUAUGUGUCUUGAUUCAAAGUUAUAACAAAUGCUGUUUGGUUUUAAGAUGAAGUGCAGGUAAAAACAAAUACUGUGUAAAUACAAGAAGCAUGUGUAUUCUUGCUUGAAUUUUGGUGUCUAUGGGGGUCUAUGGGGUUA